Molecule: messenger RNA, 803 nt
Organism: Hordeum vulgare subsp. vulgare (domesticated barley)
Lineage: Eukaryota; Viridiplantae; Streptophyta; Magnoliopsida; Poales; Poaceae
Product: peptidyl-prolyl cis-trans isomerase-like
Exons: 2
Coding region: 158-688 (176 amino acids)
Biological process (GO): protein peptidyl-prolyl isomerization; protein folding
Molecular function (GO): peptidyl-prolyl cis-trans isomerase activity
Source: RefSeq, a predicted model, not a curated record
CCCUUUUUAUCCCCCACACCCCAGCCGCCGUUUUCCAUCCAUCCCCCAUCUUCUUCCUCGUCACAGCACCAUCCAUCCAUCCAUCAGCAAAGGAGUCGAAGAAAGAAAGAAAGAAGCCAUCUUUGAUCUGCUAGACAGGCAGCAGCACCAAGUAGCCAUGGCGGCCAAGAACCCCAAGGUCUUCUUCGACAUCCUCAUCGGCCAGGCCAAGGCGGGGCGCGUCGUCAUGGAGCUCUACGCCGACAAGGUGCCCCGGACGGCGGCCAACUUCCGGCAGCUCUGCACGGGCGAGGCGGGCAAGGGCAAGAGCGGCAAGCCGCUGCACUACAAGGGAUCCCCCUUCCACCGCAUCAUUCCGGGCUUCAUGUGCCAGGGCGGCGACUUCACCCGCGGCAACGGCACCGGCGGCGAGUCUGUCUACGGCGAAAAGUUCGCCGACGAGAACUUCCUGCUGCGCCACACGGGCCCCGGCGUCCUCUCCAUGGCCAACGCCGGCCCCGGCACCAACGGCUCCCAGUUUUUCAUCUGCACCGCCAAGACGCCAUGGCUCGACGGCAAGCACGUCGUCUUCGGACAGGUGGUUGAUGGAUACGGCGUCGUCGAGAAGAUGGAGGCCGUCGGCUCGUCCGGCGGCGCCACCGCUCAGCCCGUCGUCAUCGAGGAUUGCGGCCAGCUCGCCGACGAGUAACAAACCGGUUUUUUUUUUAGGUGCUAGUCGUGAUGUAAGAAUAAAUUUACAGAAGAUCUGAUUCCAAGAUUGUGUAUGAUGAUAAACGUUACCAAGGUGUUGGUUUGAGAGAUUU